This is a messenger RNA of Helobdella robusta, 1248 nucleotides long. RefSeq lists its product as hypothetical. Lineage: Eukaryota; Metazoa; Annelida; Clitellata; Rhynchobdellida; Glossiphoniidae. The coding region runs from base 1 to 1248 and encodes 415 amino acids. Gene Ontology annotation, molecular function: metal ion binding; glutathione gamma-glutamylcysteinyltransferase activity. Gene Ontology annotation, biological process: phytochelatin biosynthetic process; response to metal ion; detoxification of copper ion. The transcript is spliced from 5 exons. The record is from RefSeq and is a predicted model, not a curated record.
AUGGCAGACAGUUGUUGGAAUUAUUGUGGACUUGAAUAUUUUCCUUCUUUAAUUACGAGAUCAAGCUCUGACAUUUGUUGCAACUUUCAGUACAACAACAACAAUAUUUCAAAUCAGGUUGUUGAAAUUUCAACCAGCUUCAACUCAAACUAUUCAAGCUCAGACUGCACUUGCGUUCAUUAUGAUAAAACUGCUACAUCUUUAGAUCACAAUGUAAACCCAGCAGAACAGCCAGUAAAUUUUUACAAGAGAGAGUUGCCUAAAUGUUGCAUUUCCUUUUGUUCUGAUGAUGGAAAGAAAAUAUUCCAAGAAGCCGUUGUUGGGCCAUUUAUGAAUUGUUAUUUUUCAUUAGCAUCUCAAUUCAGAACUCAAGACGAGCCAGCAUACUGCGGUCUCUCCACACUUGUCAUGGUCUUAAAUGCCUUGGAAGUUGAUCCAAACAGGGUUUGGAAGGGUCCUUGGAGAUGGUACCACGAAAACAUGUUGGAUUGCUGUGUGCCCCUGGCAAUCAUUGAGAAGAAGGGCAUCACAAUGGACCAGUUUUCCUGUCUGGCGGCUUGCAACAUGCUUAAAACUAAGGUCACCAGAGUUGAUGGCAACAGUUCUGAGGAAACUUUCAGAAAACUUGUGAAGUCUGUCACUCAAAAAACCAAUUGUAUUCUGGUGACAUCAUAUUCAAGGGUUACGUUACAACAGACAGGAGAUGGACACUUUUCACCCAUUGGUGGCUACAACGUCGAGAGAGAUAUGGUCUUAAUAAUGGACACUGCGCGUUUUAAAUACCCCCCUCACUGGGUUUCAUUAUCUCUCCUUUUCAAAGCCAUGCAGAGAUUGGACCCGUCUUGCGAUCUACCACGGGGCUAUAUAUUGUUAUCAAGAAACGAAUUAAACCCUGGGCUCCUGUUUCGAUUAUCAUCGUACUUCAGUCCUAUCGGAUUAGACUCGCGACUGCGUUAUUUUUUCAAAAGUUGGGAUAAUGUAUUGUCGAUCGAUCUCACUAACGUUGAUUGCGUUGGCAUCGAUGCCGCCGAAAUGGCCGUCGUGCAAAUUAUACGUCUGCUGGGUCAGCUCGAGAACGGCAUUCAUUUAAUGACCGCUCAGAUUAACGCUAAAUACGCUGAAAAGGUUCUUCUUUUUAUUGUCCAGCUUCUUGUUUUUGAAUUGACUGAAUUUAAAAAUUGUUUUGUUUUUCUAGGUGGGCAUGAAAAUUUACACGACAAACGUGCUUCAGUUAAUUUCAAGUUUUGA